This is a messenger RNA of Aethalodelphis obliquidens (Pacific white-sided dolphin), 2640 nucleotides long. It is a transcript of the gene FHL5, whose product is annotated as four and a half LIM domains 5. Gene Ontology annotation, cellular component: Z disc; nucleus. Bases 1728 to 2579 code for a protein of 283 amino acids. Lineage: Eukaryota; Metazoa; Chordata; Mammalia; Artiodactyla; Delphinidae. The record is from RefSeq and is a predicted model, not a curated record. Gene Ontology annotation, biological process: positive regulation of transcription by RNA polymerase II. Gene Ontology annotation, molecular function: transcription coactivator activity. The transcript has 6 exons.
AGACUUUCUGCAAGAAGCAUGUAUAAUUCAAUAAACUGAUAUCUUUAAAUAAAUAUCAUUUUAUAGUGAUAUAAAGAAAUGAUAGAAGGGGACCAGACUGAGACAGAUGUCAGUUGUUUUAUGACUGAUGACAGUAAUCCAAGUGAGAAAUGUGAGGACCAGAAAUGCAGGGAUAAUGACAAAUUUGAGAGAUAUUUAACAAAGUAAAACCAACAGAAGUUGGGGUUGGGGAUGAAUGAUGGGGAUAGUGGAGAAUAAAUGAGAAAAGUGAGGAGUCCAAGGUAUGAUGGGUUGGAUGAUUGUGCCAUGCCCUGAGACAGGAAAUACAGUGGACUCUCUGUACAGUGGGGAGUCGGGAGGAGAUGGUGUUUUGGGGGCUGCUGAGUUUGAGAUGCCUGGGGACCUCUAGACAAAGACAGCUAGUAGACAACAGGAUACAGGUCUGGCACCUCAGAGUGAUACCAGUUGAGUAUACAGGUUUAGGAGUCAUAUCAUUAAUUUUUUCAUAAGGAACCCCACGGAGAGCGUAGAGAGAAGCAUUCUGAACUGAGGAUGAAGCUCUAGGGAAGGGUGAGGUGAAUAAAGGGAGAGGAGGCUGACGAUGCUAAGCCCAAGGAGAAAAUCAGGAGAGUGUGACUUAGUGAAACCAAGGGAAGAGAAUUUCAAAAAGAAAUGGACAUGGCAGAGAUGAGAAAUUUCAGGUAAGAUUAAAGACUAUUCUUUGGGGUGUUAAGAUCUUUAUUGAGCUUAAUGAAGCUUUUCUUUGGUGGAGUAGUUUGAGAAGGGAGCAGGAGGUCAUAGGUUGGAUAAGUGAAUGUAGAUUACCCUCUCAGGAAGCACAGGUCUAAUAAAGAGGGUAAUAGUUCCAUAGCUAGAUGGGGACAUAGGCGAUUUUAUACCUCCUCGACUCUACUUCCUCACCUAUAAAAGGAGAAAAAUAAUGCCUGUCUAGCCAUGGUGUCAUGAGGAUUAAAAUCUAUUACUAAUAAUAUUUUAUGUUAGAUUGACUGUUUUAUAAUAGAUUGAUUCAGUGAAAGGACAGAAGAACAAUUUGCUGCUAAUCACUAUGUUUUCAUUUUCAUCAUAUCUUCAUCAAAGUCGGGUGAAUAACAACGCACAGAGUUGAUUGGCUUUAUAUUUCCCUAGUUCAAGUUUUUUGAUUGUAUGUAACUGAGUUUGUCCUCAGAAAAUAUUAACAUAUCAUUCCUUUGGCACUUAGAACAAGGACAGUUCAAGUUUGGUCUGAGCAUAAAUGGAGUUAAGGCGGAACAUUUCCUCCCUCACCCACCUUUACAAACUGAAGAAAUGGCCUCAGAUGGAGAGUUUAAGAGCAAAUGUCACUUGCUUUAUGGAUCAGUUUGACCCACUGAGAAUUCCUGUUGUGGAUUAGUUCAAUAUUCAAACAUUUCUUUAGAUCCAACUCAUGAAAUAUCUAGCCACUUUUCAAGUUCUGACUUAAGAUUUCAAAAGACUAUCUGAGUCUGUGCUUAAAUGAAGUCAUACAGCUGUGGACGUGACAUAACAAUUGUUGCCAGCUCAUAGGGAAAUAGGCAACAGCAGGGAAUGCCAGGUCCACGGUACUGGUGCAGGAAGCAGGCAACUACUAUGAGUUAUCCUAGUCAAAUCCAAGGCUCAAAGUUAGCAAAUUUCCCAGGAAGGCAAUGAUAGAAGCCACAAACCACUGUUCAUCUCUCAAGCUACCAAAAACGCUACAGGAUUAAGCCAAAAUGACAACUGCUCAAUUUGACUGUCAACACUGCACGGCAUCACUUCUUGGGAAGUAUGUACUAGAGGAUCACAAUCCACACCGUGUUACUUGUUAUGAUCGUACCUCUGCUAACUAUUGUGAGGAGUGCAAAGAACCAAUCGAAUCAGAUUCCAAGGAUCUUUGUUACAAAGGUCAUCACUGGCAUGAAGGAUGCUUCAAUUACGCCAAAUCCAAUCAGUCUUUGGUGGAAAAGCCUUCUGCUGCCAAGGAUGAGUGCCUGCUGUGCUCCAAGUACUAUUCUAACGAGUGCUCCUCCCAGUGCUUCCAUUGUAAGAAGACCAUCAUGCCUGGUUCCCGGAAAAUGAAAUUUAAGGGAAACUACUGGCAUGAAACCUGCCUUGUGUGCGAGCAUUGCCGACAGCCAAUAGGAGCUAAACCUUUGAUUUCCACAGAGAGUGGCAAUUAUUGUGUGCCGUGUUUUGAGAUGGAGUUUGCUCACUACUGCAGCUUUUUUAAGGAGGUGAUGACUUCAGGUGGGAUAAUGUUUUGUGACCAGCCAUGGCAUAAAGAGUGUUUUCUGUGCAGUGGCUGUAGGAAAGAGCUCUGUGAAGAAGACUUUAUGUCCAGAGAUGAUUAUGCAUUCUGCUUGGACUGCUACAAUCAUCUUUAUGCCAAAAAGUGUGCCACCUGCACCAAGCCUAUUAUUGGUCUCAGAGACACCAAGUUUAUCUGCUUUCAAGACCGCCAGUGGCACAGCGAAUGCUUUAACUGUGGGAAGUGCUCAGUCUCCUUGGUGGGGAAAGGCUUCCUGACUCACAACAAGGAAAUCUUCUGCCACCAAUGUGGCUCUGGGGUGGACACUGACAUGUAGAAGGAGACAGUCCUUCCGCACCUGAAAUCCACCUUGCUUUUGUUCUCACUAAAUCCAGAAC